AUGUCAGACUCUAUAGAUAAAGUUGUCAACGUUGGUCCUGAUAUUGUGGUAUCGUCUCCAUCGACCACACGUCGUUCUGUUACCGCUGAGUUAGGUAAAACCUUAGUAAAGCAACAACAAGAAUUAGAGAAACAAAUACAGGAAAUUGAUAAAACUGAAGGUGAUGAAGUUCCUCAAGAUCUUAAAGAUAAAUUAACUUCACUUGAACAAGAAGUAAAUUCCCUCAAAGCAAAUACUGCAAAGGUCUUUUUUGGAAAUAAGGGUCAGCCAACGGGUGGAUUAGAUGUAAAUGUCUCUUCGUCUAUGUCACCCAUAUCACCUGUUUUAGAUCCUACUUUUACCAUGCCAACGGGGAAACUUUCGAGACGUGAAAAAAAUAGUGCAAAAAAUAGACCAAAAGACAUAGAACUUGCAGCUGAGAUAGGGGAAAAUUUAUUAUUAGAAGUUAGACGUUUACAAGCAUUAUUACAAGAAAAAGAGGAAAGAAUAAAACAACUUGAAACGGAAAAAGCUGAUUUGGAACAUAAUAUUGAAUAUCAUUCCAAGCAACUACGAGCAAAAGAAGAAGCUGAAGAGCAACUCAAGGAUGCAAAUUGGAACUUAGAAUUAACACAACAAGAACUUACUCGUCAACUUGAAGAAAUCCAACAGCAAUUGACCAAAGCACGUACUGAAUACACUAAAAUAGAAAAGGCACUUGCUAUAGCCACUAACGUUAUUGAACAACUUAAAGAUAAAGAAGAAAAAUUAAUAACAAGUCUUCAAACCUUAAGAAAACGUCACGAACAAGACAUGGCUAACAAUAGAAGGCACGUCGCUGCUCUUAAUCGAGAAAAAAGUGAUCUAUCAAAAACAAUUGAUGAUUUGAAAAGUCAAUUGACUACUAUUGUAGCCACCAGAAAUGUAAGGAAGCGUACCCCCGAACCAGGUGCUACGUCAAAUGAUAUAUAUCUAAAUGAAGAUGGUCAACCUAUAAACGUGGAUGGUGAUUUAGCUUCUAAUGGAGCUAAUGCAACGAUCCUUUCAGCUUUGCAGGGUAAAAACUUAAAUGUUGAAGUUGAGACUUUGAAAGCACUUAAUAACGCCAAACGAAUGAUUGAUAAUCUUCGCGCAAAUCUUCAAAAAGAGAAAAGUGAAAAAUAUGAAAUAAGGAAACUUCUAGCAGAUAGUCAGGAACAAAUUGAAGUGUUGCGAUCUGAAACAGAUUUUGCUAAUCCUUCUCUUCGCAAGGCUCGAAAACAAAAUAAUAAAAAGGCAAAAAAUGACCUUUCCGAUAUUUUAGAGAAUGACUCAUCAUCUCGAGACAGAAAUGUGGAAGAUUCGCAAGAUGAAAUUGAGUACUCAGCAGAUGAGCAUGAUAUCAUAUCUGGCGGAGAUGAAGAUGAUGAAGAGGCCUUUAUAAAUAAGGACAAUCGUCCAUCAUCUGAUAUGUUUAAACCUCGUAGUUUGAAACCUGAUCUUUUAUCUAGAAAUUCUAGAGCUAGUAAAGGUUCGUUACGAACUUCUUCAUUAUUAUCAAGAAUGUCUAAUAUGUCUAACAGAGUUGAUGGAGGGAUUGAUGAAGAUAUUCCUGGUAAUGAUGAUGAAGAAGAAGUUGUAGAAAAUACAGAAGUUGAAGCACGUAGAGCAGAAGCACUCAAUAGUCUAAUUAACCCUAAAGUAAAGAGAAAUUCCUCUCAAUCAUUAAAAUCACCUCGAAUGUCAAUGAUCUCUCAAAAUAUAGCAAUUGACGAAUCUGAACAACUUGACGGGCAUAAUUCAAAGAACAGAGAAUCAAUAGUUCGUGAAAGAAUAAGUGAACCAACAGAACGAAAAUCUCGAGGUAUAGGGCUUAUUGAAGGCAUUGAAGAGGAUGGUACGACAGAACAAAAAUCUCGAGGUAUACAAUUUGUUGAAGAGAUUAAAGAUGGCAAAGUGAUCAAAGAUGAUGAUGCUUCAUCAGUUGACUCGUUUACUUCAGCUAAUGAAACUAACUCUAAGAGAGGAUCAGCUACAUCUAAAGAUUCAAAUGCUCUCGCUUCUAAAAGAAGUUCAAAACGUGAUAAUCACCGAAAAUCUGCGAGAAAUUCUAUCAUUACAAUUAAAAAUGAAGAGCCUGUCAAGUCAUUCAGAGAUGUUGAAGUGCAAACUGAUGUAGAAGUAGAACGAAGUGACUCAUUUUCAACAGUUAAUACAGGCAAAUUCACAUUCGGAAACCGUGAUACAGUUUACGAAAAUAAUUUACAAAAUUCUAAAAAUGAUGCCUCAAGCACUCGCCAAUCAAUCCUUUUGGCACCCGGUGAUAAUAAUGUUGAUAAUAAACGGUUUACUCUUGAUUUAAGUUCUGGUCGAAAUAAGCAAGGAAAAAGAAUUAGCACUGCUCCUGCAAAUUCAGAAAUGGAAAGUUCAGAGUAUAAUGGAAAUACUACUCAACGUGAAAUUAAACUCAAUGAUCAAGUUCGCAGUUUAGAUCCUCCACCACGUCCAUCAACAGGCCCCCCACCAGCUCUAAUUCGUAAAGUACCAACUCCAUCAGUAAACUUUGGGCAACAGGCCGGAUCACCUCAAAUUCCUCAUCUUCUUAAUAAUCAUCUUAAUGGUUUGACCGGAAGAAAAAGCUCAGAAGACAACCCUAUACAUUCAAACGAAAUUCGAUCAAGGGGAAUCAAUAUCAAUUCAAAUGAAAUUCAAUCAAGGGGAAUCAAUAUUCAAGAACCUUCUAAUAAUCUUCAUCAUCAUCAUUCACCUAGCUCAGGUUCAAUAUCGAGUGUAAGCAGUUCCACAUCUGCAGAUGUAAUUGGUCGACAGUCCGAUUCACCACACCAAGAGGUUAAUGCACCAACGACUAUACCAACAGCAACAGAUCCAAAUAUUAUCCAUGCAAUUACACAAACAAUGAUCGGAGAAUACUUGCACAAAUAUACCCGACGUAAUUUCGGACCAGGAAAAAGACACAAACGAUUCUUUUGGGUGCAUCCUUACACCAAAACUUUGUAUUGGAGUAACAGAGAUCCAGGAAGUUAUGAACCAAAGGAUCCUACGUCAAAGGGUGGAACGUCGUAUUUCGCUUACAUUGAGUCUGUUCGGCAAGUUGUUGAUCAUAACCCAUCACCACCUGGUUUGCAUCACAUGAGUUUGAUUAUCAAAACUCCAGACCGCGAACUAAAAAUUACUGCAGCUUCUAAAGAAAGACACGAAUAUUGGUACCAGGCUUUAAGUUAUUUAUUACAACGACCAGACGAAACUAAUCAAACACAAAGUCAAGCAAGUGGACGACCAUCAAGAAUGGGCACAGAUCCCUGGGAUAAUCAACCGAGCACCAAUAGUUUAAAUAGUAAUACAUCUCCCAAUGGGUCAUUGAGAGGGGGUAAUAGAGAGGUUAAGAAAAAAUCAAGUUUUAGUAAACUUAAAUCAAUGUUCCGCAAUCCAGAUGCACCAAAUUCCCCUUUAUCAACUGAAUUCAUUGAAGGUCAACCUCAACUAGUUGGAUCAAGUUUAUAUAAUGGGAUGGAUGACGAAGAUGACGAUGAUCUAGAAAAUGUAAGACAAUGUUGUGACGGACGACAUGAUGUCAGUAAAUUGGAGAGAGGACCCCAAAAAGGCCAUCAUCACAAUCAUAAUUCACAUUACUAA
Molecule: messenger RNA, 3612 nt
Organism: Diversispora eburnea
Lineage: Eukaryota; Fungi; Glomeromycota; Glomeromycetes; Diversisporales; Diversisporaceae
Source: the annotation of a GenBank genome assembly